Molecule: messenger RNA, 14756 nt
Organism: Mycena citricolor
Lineage: Eukaryota; Fungi; Basidiomycota; Agaricomycetes; Agaricales; Mycenaceae
Source: the annotation of a GenBank genome assembly
UAGUUACCGACCUCACCGCCCGGCCCACUCGGGCCUGUUUAGUUCCAACUCUUUGCGUCCCGCACCUCGUACAUUCUCCUUCUCCGUCUCACGCGAGAAUCCCCCCCCCUCAAAGUUGUAUCGGCAUUCCGGAAACACAGCGCAUGCUCCGACUGGGUGUGAGAUCACGCCUCCGCGUUAGCUCCCACCACAGAAUGUCGUCUACUUCCGCGUCCAUUCAUCUCUUCGACCCGAAAUCGCCUUCCUCCACGUCUGCCGCGGAUCUAUGGCCCGCCUCGAAAGCGAAAGCUCCCAAAGUCGGGGCCACGCGCGUGUUCUUCAACAACACCGGGGUGACUGCGCUGUCUUCCCUCGGACCGGACUACACAAAGAAGGGCACGGUGGCGAAACGAGAGGCCGUGCGCAGGUCGGUCGGCGGGGCUGUCAAUGAGGUCAAACGCGUCGCGGACGAAGUGACGGAGCUUGUCGUGGACGCGGAGGCGGAUCCGCAUGCCGCUGCCGUCGCUGCGCAUCUGGCGUUGUAUAGUUUCUCCCUCAAAACGGAGCCACCGUCGCGCUUCAACCCGAACCUCGUCGAGCCCGUCGCAGAAAAGAUCGCGGUCAAACCCGCGCAGGGGUCUCCGGACUGGGAGCGCGGUGUCGUGUAUGCCGAGGCGCAAAACUUCGCGCGUACACUCAUGGAACUGCCUGGCAAUAUGAUGACACCGACGAUUUUUGCCGAGCGCAUGGUGAAGGAGUUUUCCGGACUCGAAAACGUCGAAGUCAUCGUCCGCGACGAAGCUUGGGCUGAGGCCAAGGGCAUGAGGACCUUCCUCUCUGUCAGCCGAGGCAGCGCCGAACCCGCGAAAUUGGUCGAGAUACAUUACAAAGGUGCUGCUUCUCCCGAUGCACAACCCGUCGUGCUCGUUGGCAAGGGUAUCACGUUCGACACUGGUGGAAUCAGUAUCAAGCCCUCUGCGGCCAUGAAACUGAUGCGUGGAGACAUGGGUGGUGCUGCGGCUGUUGUUGCCGCCCUCAAGGCUAUCGCACAACUCAAGCUUCCCAUCAAUGUGGUGGUGCUUACACCUCUUUCGGAGAACAUGCCGAGUGGUACUGCGACAAAACCCGGCGACAUCAUCUAUGCCAUGAACGGCAAGAGUGUCGAAGUGGACAACACAGAUGCCGAGGGAAGACUGGUGUUGGCUGAUGCCAUGUACUACGGGUCCACCGAAUUCAAUGCACACACCCUGAUCGACGUCGCGACACUCACUGGCGCGAUGGACAUUGCGUUGGGAGAAGUGUUCAGCGGAGUCUUCUCGUCGUCUGAUGCGUUGUGGGAAAAGCUCCACGCUGCGGGAGAAUCCGAAUACGACCGCUUCUGGAGGAUGCCGAUCGACGAAGACUACGGACCCCAGAUCUACUCUUCGAACGCGGAUCUCCAGAACACCGGUGGUCGGCCAGCCGGCAGCUGUACUGCUGCGCUCUUCCUCAAGGCUUUCGUAAAUGGGCUUGAGCCAGAGGAUGGGAAAGCACCGAUCGAGUGGGCUCACAUCGACAUUGCGGGAACCAUGGAAGCGACACGUCCCACGGCGUAUUUAGGUCGUGGUAUGACAGGCAGUUCUGUGCGGGGGCUGGUCGAAUAUGCUCGAAGCCUAGCUCAGUGAUCUGUAGUUGUAGUCUGGAAGCACAAGAGACGACCCCAAUCGUUAGAGACACCUUGAGCUCAUUCCAGCGCUCUGCAGGCGUCACGUUCCCGAAAGAAGGUCUGAGUUGGUCGUGCAUGGCUAACGAUCAAUCAAGACGGUGCGAAUAAGCGUCGAAAGGAACCAAAACUUUACAUAGAGGACUGGCAAUUAUUUUCAGACUCGAUAGGACAAGUGAUUUCUUGCUGCUAUCCACUGAUCUACGGCAGGACAACUUUUGUAGAUGCGUACCACCUCGCGGACUCGGAUAGAUUGAUCGAAAAGCCGUGGGAUGAAGAUCCGCGUGCAUAAAAAGAUUCAAUGCCGCUGUGCAAUGCUACACUCUACCGUAAACGAGGGCUGGGACUAUGGUACAGCAGAUACCAUCCCGACGUUCAAGUCCAUGCCAGUCUCCUCUGGCGCGAGGGGCAUCGCGAUAAUGACCGCUACACGCAAUCCGCGUCCUAACGCGUCCGGUGCUGAUGCCGAUGUGAUGUGCAUGUCCUGCAGAAGCUUUGAGGCGUACAGAGAUGCGUCGCUCGAGGAACUGCUGAUGGGGUGCCGUUUUGGUGGUGACGUCCAGGCCGCGAGAGACAUGGACGACGAUAGUGCUUUGAAGCUGGGAGACCCGGGUGACCGGAUGACGGUACUCGGUGUCACCUGCACAGCGAGAGGCUGGCAAUCGACCGUCAGCCGGGAGGAUGGAGAGGAUAACGAUUAUCAUCAUCAUAUACCUGGAUGCUAUGCCAUGUUUGGCCUGUUGCGCUCCCGUCUUCCAGUUCAGCUGCCAGCUGCAAGUCGUGCAGGACGGGCUUCUCCUUCUCCGCUUUCUCCGAUGGUGUGAGCUGUCGCGGAGGCUCCGGGCAGUACCGCCGAUAGAGAGCUAUGAAACCGACUACGAGGAAGAAGAAGAACACGAUUCCGACCAGACUACCGGUCCAAAGUUAAUAAAGCGACCGGAUCGUGCACAGAGCGAGAGAGAGAUAGGCGCACAGGAGAGCUUUACUCGAGCUGGAUUCCGGCGAUCCAGAGGAAGUGGGUGAAUCAGACACGGCCGUGGAUGAGGGGUUGGAGACAUUGCUGGACAUCGAAGGACGGACGGGCCACUGAGACUGUGAAGAUUCCCUGUAGGAUCAGAAAGAUGGGCAUGUAGAUGCGGUACGACGAGACAGUUUCAACUUUUGUUCGUUGAUUGCCAGAUGGAGGGAGCGGUCUGCGGCAGACAAAGAGGAGUGUGGUGCAGAGGACGUCGUACCAGCUGUGCUCGAGCCACAGAAUGCAAUUGGCAUAUAAACGGUCCAUUAGCCGAGGAGGGACCCGUUUGGCAGCGAGCAGCUCACACUCGCGUGACAUUCUUUAUGAAACUGGCCCACGGGACCCGGACUUUGGAAGUCUUGAUGACAUCUAUCCCAGAGGAGCGGAAGCCGAUCGGGAGGAGAUCAUCCCUCGAGCUUCUUUGAGGCCCGUAUCAACGCAUGUCGAAUCCAGAUUUGUGUGAGCGUGGAUAUUUCCAACAAAAAAUCGAUGGAUUCUGGCGUCGAGCCCUCUGUAGAUCGCCAUCUUGAGAGACGAGGAUAUUCCCCAGGCAUGUUCGGAGCGGAAGGUAUGCACGUGACGUCGGAAAGAAGUCCACGUGACUAACGAAGCAAUCCGGCCUCUCAGCAUUUCAGCGGACGUGCUCAUAGCAAGAUAUGGUAUUAUGUAUUUUUAGUAUUACAGGAGAGAUCCGAGUAAGUGACAGGACUCUCGUCGCCCAGCGACUAUGUACAUGAAAAUUUCAGUCGGUAGCAGUGAUUCACGAAAGUCCUAUUACAGCUGCACACUUCAGGUGGAAGGAACCCUAUCGCUGUCCCGCAUCAUCAGCGGAUGCCAACGCCAAGGCCAAUACACCCGUCGCCGCACUAGGCCCGGGCGUCGGAGGGCGAAACGGCCUUUCCGAGUGGCUGCGGUGCGACCACAGACUGUCUGCGGAUUUACGCACGGGCAUCAAACGGGGACCGCGUGGCUGAAGACAGGGGGCAGAUGCGAAUCGAUAGAGCGAGGGGAUUCCCGCCAAAGUGUGGACGGACUCUUCCGAAGUGCGAGACGAGGUUGGGAUGUCGGGUGGCCCCACCUCCAGCCGAAGGCUGUUGGUGUCCACUUCUUUUAUGAUGCUUGAGACGAUGUCGAGGUACUCCUGCGGCAGAGACCGGCCAAGGGGAUCUAAGCAGACGCUCUCACAUCUCGGUGGGGGCCACACCUCGUCUUCGUCGGAUGGGGACUGGCGAUUGACGACAAACGCAAAACGCGGGACGUGAUAGCCAGUGCGACGAGAAGCAGAUCGGGCAGGCGUCGCGGGGCCCUGCAGCGACGUGCCCGGCUGCCCAAGAUCGCACUCCGCGAGUUCAUUGAUCUUGUCAUCGCAUUCCUGCUCCUGGCCCGCCUCUUUGAGCUUCUGCAGAGCCACAUCGAUCUGUUGCUUUCGCUGCAGUCGAAACUUCGUCACUGCGAUCUGGCUCUGCUGCAUGCGGCGGCGGCGUAUUUGGAAAAAGAGAGCCGACAGUCCCAGAAAGGUGACCACUAUCGCGCUGGCGGUGGCUACGAUAAUGACGGUCGCGCGGUGGUUUGGAUCAGCUGCAGUCUGCAUCUGCGUCAGUUUCAGACUGCGGCCAACGGCUGGGACUCACUAUGGGAGCCAUAGUGCCCGGGCGGAUAUGUCGGGUGCGUGCGUGUGCUCGACAUCGGGUCCCUGUGGCCAUCUAAAUACUGUUCGGUAGCGGCCGGUGUCGUAUAUGAUUAAUGGACAUGUCUCCACGGAACCUUUUAUUGCUAGAGAGGUCAGUCUCUUUCGCAUGCAAAGUCGUGACAGGGAUGACACUCUUCGCGCCCAGCGACAGGUGGUUCAGUCGGCAUUCUCCGUGGCUGGCUAUGUGUGUCUUGGGGCGUGGAGUUCAGGGUGCGUGAAAGCGCUGCAAUUUGAUUGAGCACAGAUUGACAAGUAAACAGGGUACCAGACAAUGGCAACGCUGUGACGGGCUGAGUCUAACUGGACGAAAGCGCUCUGGCCCGCUUCCAGUUGUAUUUGUGGCCGUCACCGAUGUCAUCCCGGCCGAGUGUUGACCCCAGUCUGGACCGCACAGAUGACCCGAAUUGAACGUGAGUUCAGAUUGUAGAAUUAUGAUUAACCACGAGAAGGAUUGCGCUAUGUAUUGGAAUGCGAUGGCUGACAUGUCCGCCCGAGGGUGGGAAGCAUGAGGUCGAGAGCCUGUCUACACACUGGCCGAGACGCAUCCACGGCCAGUCACUGAUGCACAGACUUGAUGCAGAAUGAUUCAAGGCUGCAGCAAAGGUAGGACUAUGACAAGCCGGGGUUAAUGACCACGAUCUAUUGAUGCGUGCCCAAGCAUGAUGUUCGCGCCGUCGCGUCUAUGAGUGUUGCCGCAGUGAUGUGGGUGGUAAGAGCAAGGAAGCGGGUAAGACGGAACCCGAAGCCGUACCAAAUUUAAGUAUGACUACUUGGCGUUUCUCCGUGACCGUGAUUCACCCACGCUACAUUCCAUUCACCUCUCCCCACCAUCUCAAACCACAUUUGCUCGUGGUUCGUGAAGUGGGCUGUGUGUGUCGGCCUAUCCAUGAAGCACGGGAAUUGUACGAGGGAUAAGCGUCUGAAAUGAUGGCGUGCCGAGGUGUGAUCGCGCGCCCAAGCCUUUCUUUCGUUCCUCGUCCUCCUUUCCCUCCUCGUCCUCCUCCCAAUGGCAUGGCUGCCUGCAUCUUUCAAGCGUGCCGCAUACUCUCCUCUCUCGAGUGUUGACCACCACCCCCUAUUGCCAACCACGGGCGGCGAGGAUGAUGAGAUCGAGCUCGAGAUGGCAAGGUUCGAGUCGAAUGAACGGGGAUCUUGGCGGAAACGCUGGCCAAGGUGGUACUACGUGGUCGCUUCCCUAGGGUGUUUAGGUGUGCUCUACUUCUUGUUCAGGCCUCGAUUACGAGGACCUCCACCCACUGGAGAGGGGGAUGACUGGCAAAGCCCGGCGCAUGCCAAAACUCCGCUCCUAGACUUUUCCAAGUCUGCGAAUGUGCAGAUCGACAAACUUUUCGCCCGACAGUCCAAGACCUACGCGCAGGCCGAAGCAAGGUAUUCGCUACGCACGAGUCGCGCCCCACCCCCCAACUUCGACAAAUGGUUCGACUACGCGCGAAAGCAUUCGUGCCUGAUCGACGAGUAUGAGCAAAUCACCCGCGAUUUCGAGGCGUUCUAUCAGCUCGCGGAGGAGGACCCGGCGUUCUUCAAAAAGAUGGUCGAGUUGGGGUCAGCCAAGGUGCAGAAGGACGGAGCAGGAAUGACUACGGGGAAGUUUGAGAAGGGGAAGUUCUCAUACACGGACAGCCAAUGGACGUUGUAUCCUGGGGAUUGGCAACGUACUUUCGAUCGCUUCGGCUACUUUAUGCCCGACAUGAACAUCAUCCUUAACGGCCGGGACGAGCCUCGCGUGCUCUUCAACUACCGCCAGCCGGAUACGAAGCUAACGGCUCUGCGAGUUUCCGAUUCAACCCCGUUCGAGAACUCGCCACGCCCCUCCGGGGAGUAUUUCAAAAAGGCGAACUGCCUUGUUCCCAACCAGCCAAAGGGAUUUACCGGUCUAGCCAACGAUGCCAGUGCUUUCAUGAUCUAUGCCGCUAGCGAGCAAUUCACCACGGACCUGUAUCCCAUGUUGAGCAUGACGAAGAUUUCGCCAUGCUUCUCUGACAUCAUGGUUCCCAGCGAGUUCUACUACUCUGACUCGGGUUGGUCGCCCCACUACAAGUACGAAAACAACAUCACCUGGUCCGAUAAGAUUCCCAAAAUCUACUGGCGGGGAAUGACCUCGGGUGGCAAGAUCUCGGGUGACAACUACCGUGCUUUCCCGCGCUUCAAGCUCAUAGAAAUCGCCAAGACGCACGGCAGUCUGAUGGACGUCAAACUCUCGGGCUUUCACGACGAGCUUUGCGACAAGUGCGAUGCCGAGGCCAUCAAGACCGAGUACGGGAUUGCCCACGUUUCUUCGCCACGGGAGGAGGUCUACAAGUACAAAUAUGUGUUUGACGUGGACGGAAACUCGUUUAGCGGGCGGUAUCUUGGCUUGUUGACGAGCGGGACACUGGUCUUCAAGUCCACUGUGUUUGGUGAAUACUUUAACGACUGGAUCAGGCCGUUUGAGCAUUACAUCCCGGUGCUCCCCGACCUGUCGGAUCUCGUGGACAAGCUCAGAUGGGCUGCGGAGCACGAUGCCGAAGCCUAUCGGAUCCAGCAGAAUGGUGCUGCUUUCGUGAAGCGAGUGAUGACCGAUGGGCAGAACGACUGCUACUUCUCCCUUGUCCUACUUGAAUGGGCUCGCCUGCAGGCGAUGGCGCGCAACAUUUCGAAUUUUGUGGCGGAGUGCCAUCCUGUUUAUGCCUUUUCGCCUACGACUGCUGGGAGUGCACCGGAUUCAAACGAUCAUUUGGGAGGAGGCGGAGGAGACCUUUAUAUGUCUGGGCAUGGUCGAGGUGGAGCUGAUCAAUCGCGUGGCGGGAGCUCGUCCGGUCGGCGUCAAUCUCAGCAAAGACGACAACCUUCCCGCCACCCCUCCUUAAACGCGCCUGAGGGUUCUCAGAACGCGGGUCAGAGCUAUCACGCGUCCCACUAUUCCCCACAACCGGUGCAAUACACGCCUCCGCAUGGAGGUUAUGGGGGACAGUACGGAUACGCCUACUUUCACAGUCACGAACAGCCGCAUUCCAUACACGCCGGUUAUCAGACCAUUCCCUCAUACCCCCAGUAUCAAUCCUCACCCGAUGGGCAGAACUAUGCUCCGCAAUCGCCCGCCUCUGGAGGCUCCCAGUUCCACUAUCCAUCCUUGUCUCCCGGAUACAACCCAUACCCGCAGUCGUAUCCCUCGUCGUAUCAGCAGCAUGUCUUUCCACCAGGAGCGUACCCGGCGUAUGGACCACACUCAGCAGGCCAGGAAAACGACGGUGGCACUUGGUGGUAUGUGCCUCCACCGCACAGCCAGCAGUCACAUUCUCAGUCACCGCAAUCUUACGAGGCUGGCCCAUCAAAUCAGUAUUCUUACUUCCCAUCGUCUAUCCCAUCGCAACAGCCGCAGGAGGCGCCGCCCGCGGAUUCCUCUCCGCGACCAUCGAGCCGCUCAUCAGCAUCUGAAUCUGGCCCAACGUCCCCAACCCCGGGCGGUCGUGAAAAGCCAGUCGUCCGGCGCCCGUAUCACCCGAAUCCCCCUGCACAUCGCUCAGAAUGGGUGAUGUGGGCAGGCAACGUGCCAAGCGAUGCGGGCCAUGACGAAUUGUGGCGGUUCUUCACUCAGCCGGAGGAGGAUCCCAGCGCCAGCGACGCGGCCCCCGAACUCAGCACGUCUACCAACGUCAAUGGUGUUUUAUCGAUCUUUCUUAUAUCUCGGUCAAGCUGUGCGUUUGUCAAUUACGAGACGGAAACGCAUCUAAACGCCGCCAUCACCCGGUUCAAUGGAGUCCCCCUGCGUGCUGGUGACGCGCGAUGUCCACGUCUGGUGUGCCGCGCUCGACGGAAGGAUGAUGAUCUACGUGCUGGAGUGGGUGGACAGCGGGGAAUAGGGAUGCACGCUCGAUGGGUCAAGGAAAAGGCUGCGGAAAGGAGGAACUCGGAGGUGUCUCUGGAUAGCUCUGAUGUGGCUCAUUCACUUGAUCCGCAAUUCAGUUCGCUGUCGCUUUCGGGUGACGAGAGAUCUGUGGUGCAGCCUCCCGGCACAGGUUCCCCUAGCUCUGGAUCGCAUGCUUCGACAGAUUCCAGCUUGUUGCGGCAGCACUUUCCGCAGCGAUACUUCAUUCUCAAGAGCCUGACUCGGGAGGAUCUGGAUCUGAGUGUCAAGACGGGUGUCUGGUCAACCCAGAAGCAUAACGAAGGAGUGCUGGAUCGGGCCUUCCGAAACUCUCAGGACGUGUUCCUCAUCUUCAGCGUUAACAAAAGUGGCGAGUUUUAUGGUUACGCGAGGAUGACGGGACCAAUGGGUUCGAUUCGUUCAGGAAAACGGCCUGUGGGAACAUCAUCACAGCCUCUCCUUUCGACUGAAUCCACCCUUCUCAGCGCUGGCCAUUUCGUUGAUGCCUCACCUCUGGAAGUACGCAGCAUUGAUUCGCCGCUGAACGUCCAGUCCGCGCCAGCCAUCUUGGGACAGCCGCAUCGGGCGAUCAGCGGUUCUGGCCCGGCACUCAAAUUCAGCUCAGUCAAUGAACCUGUUAAAUUGAAUCCAUUGGCUCCAAUACGAGCCAUUCGGAAUGCCGUGGCUUCAUCCUCGAUCGAGCAGGGAUUGUCUGGGGGCUCAUCGCUGGGAUCUGUGCCAGAGGAGAAGAAGGCGGGGCCAGUGGUCACGGAGCCGGGGGCGGCUACGAGGGAAGACAGUUUGGGCCAGGAAUUUACUUUGGAGUGGCUCUGCACCGAACGACUGCCGUUCACCAAAACGCGACAUCUUCGCAACCCAUGGAAUCACGAUCGGGAAGUGAAAGUGUCUCGAGAUGGAACGGAGCUGGAACCUGUGGUUGGGCAGGCUUUACUGGACGAGUGGCAGGCGGUGCGACCUGGACCAUGAUUUAUGAUGAAUCACUUUACGAAGCAACGGGCAUUGCAACACACGAGCAAUAUCUUGUCAUUCACGAAACAAGGCCCUGUAACUUUACCACUCAUUUACUGUUAUAUCAUUAGUCGACGCACUCGCCCGAGUUUUGGAUGCUGAGUGGAACCGAAAUCUGCGCGGCGACUUGCGAUCUUUGAUGUCGUCACGGCCGCCUGUGGUAUGGUGACAUCCUCUCCUUUUCGCCAUCCACCUCACUUCUCGACGGGCGCAUCUCACCCGUGUGCCUAUGCGUAGCACGAGCAUGUCCGCUGGAUCCGGAUCCGCCUCCGACUACGAAGAAUACUCGGACGCACUCCAUUGGGCCUUCAAAGGCAAUCACAUUCUCUUCUCCUUCAUCCACCUCGGCUCGUUCCGGGGAUUUCUCCUCGCGACCCUCCUCACUGUUAUUACAUGUGCUGUUGAAAGAUUUCUAUCUUUCGCAUUUGAGCGCCACUGGGGACCUUCUUGGGUGCAGCGUUCGCGCGCUAUGAACGCACUAUGGCGCGCGGGAAUGUAUUGGGUGCUAGCUGGCCUUCGACUGUGAGUAGAAUACACACGCGAUGCAGGAUAAGGCCCCAACAUGCUGAGCAGUGGGUACAUGCUGAUCGCUAUGAGCCUACACGCCGGGUACGACUUCCAUUCUUCUCGGGAUCCGAUACACUGACUACGUGACAACAGCUUAAUACUUGUUGCAGUGAGCGGUUCAGGCUUCUGAUCUCGGUGAAGGAUGCUGAGGUUCUCCGCGCAGCUCACGACACUGGCAAUCGGCCAGUUCCUGAUUGAGAUGCAGACCCCACCACAAGCGGUCAGCCACGCUCGCGACUACGAGUUCGGAAGGCUACACAACCGUUCCCCGGUCGAGGAAAUGACCCCGCUGUAUCCGAACUUCGAGCUAGACAGCUCGAUUCCAGAGUCAAAGCAACGCUCGAAAACAAGAAUGUUGCAAGCGGAUAUGUCGGCAGUCGAUCUAGGAGGCGAAACAGCCCGAGUGCGAGCCACUGUCUAUGCACCCGACUCGGCUGUCGAAUGGGAGACCGGUAAAGGUCGUGACGUUGCUCGAGCACUUUUGCCAGGAAGCAGAGAGGAAUCGAAUCAAAUUAGCGGACAGUAAUUAUGACCAGCUCAUCUAAUAUGAAUUACGGUCAGCUGUAUAACAGAGAAAAAAAAGGAUUCAGCACGCACUACUUUCUCUUGGGAUGGUACUGUUUUGGCUCUUGCCCCGGGCGCACAAACUCUCCACCUAUCACACCCUCUCUCAAGUUCUCAACUCCGUCCAUCCAAUCGACAGACUGUCCAGAGCCACCAAUACCGUCGAAUCUGCGAUUGAACCGCCCAAGCCGACCUGUCGUCUCGUUUUCCUCCUCAAGACCCCGUCCGUCCGCCCACAUUCCGGUAUUCCACAGCGGGUUGCUGGUGGUGUCACGCGUAAGCACGAUGGAAGAACGCGGGGAUGUCGUCCAGUGUGUGAAUGAGGAACCGUCGGCGCGGACAACACGUUGGGGGAAUUUCGGCACGACAGGAUUGGGAAGGACGGGUUUUCGGCGUUUCCACACGUGCGUGCGGCCAUAGGGAGAACUGGAGAUGUUGCGCACGUGUGGGAGUUGGUGGCCCACUGCGCGUGGGCAGGGCAGAAGCAGGGACAUGAUAGAGGUUGAGAGGUUGUCGGAGAAUGCCUGAGAGCCUUCGAUCAAUUUUUCACAAGUAGAUUACGUUGGAUCACGUGCAUCCAACUCAUCUCCUCCCGCUCAGCAACCCGCGGCACCUGCCCAAACUCAGUGAUCUUUCCCCGCUCUGCGUAGCGGGUGACGGCACACUCACUCUCGAUGUCUCAGCAGCAACCAGGGACACUUGUCCCCGGCCAGACUAUCUCAGUGAACAAGUACACUGUCCAAGUCGAUCGGUACUUGUCCCAAGGCGGUUUUGCGCAUGUCUAUCUUGUCCGGACUGCGGCACCGGUAUACGGCACGACACAUCAUGUCCUCAAGCGCAUCGCUGUUGCUAAUGACACUAUGCUGAACGAAGUGAGGAAGGAGGUGGACAUCAUGCGCCUGCUGAAAGGCCAUCCAAACAUCGUCCACCUCAUCGAUGCUGCCUGGCACCGCAUGCCCGAUGGGAUGUACGAGGUCUUCAUCUUGAUGGAGUUUUGCCCCGGCGGAGGAAUCAUCGACAUGAUGAACCGCAGGUUACGAGAGCGCCUGACGGAGUCGGAAAUCCUGCAAAUCUUCGUGGAUGUUUGCGAGGGCGUCGCCUUCAUGCACAACUCCCGUCCCCCAUUACUCCACCGGGACCUCAAGGUUGAGAACAUUCUGCAGUCCAGUGCAACGUCUUUCAAGUUGUGCGAUUUUGGAAGUGCGACCACCGUUGCACCACGACCACCUGCUUCGACACAGGAGAUCCGGGCGCUGGAGGCUGAUUUGAAUCGGCAUACUACAAUGCAGUAUCGCGCACCGGAGAUGGUCGAUCCUUAUCUGCGGAGACCGGUGGAUGAGAAGAGUGACGUAUGGGCAUUGGGUGUGUUGCUGUACAAGCUCUGCUACUACACGACGCCGUUCGAGGAACAUGGACCUUUGGCGAUUCUCAACGUGCAAUAUCGAAUACCGCCGUAUCCCGUGUACUCGACGCAGAUGAACUCGCUGAUUGGCUCCAUGCUUCGAGAACAUGGAAACCAACGCCCAUCUGUAUUUGAGCUCUUGAACACUGUCCAUCGACUGCGUGGAACGAAGUCGCCAUUCACCUACACGAUACCUCCCCCGCAACCUCUCACACCGCGAGCGCAAACACAGUUCGCUCCCAUGGGGAAUGCCGUCGAUGCCACCGUCACCUUCCGAUCACAGCAGCAGCAGCAGCAGCAACAACAACAACAGCAACAGCACUUGCAGAGCUUACCGCAGCCUGUGGCGUCGAUGUCUAGAGGCUCGGGCGUUCAGGCUCGGGAGAAAGUGCUGGAAGCGAUCGCACCGAUGCGUAGGGGCCGCCCGAUAGAAAGCGGAAGGCAAUCUACACCAUCCAAGUCUCGAAAUACGAGCCCUCAGAAAACACCUGGUGGAAACUGGCUGGAGGAAGAGGACAAGGCUUGGAAAGCUGUUACAUCGGCACCGUCGACCAGUGCACCGAAACGCAGUGCGAUGGAUGAUGCAUGGACUUCCCGCAGCACUGCUGCAGUCGCGGCACCGAUGACGUCCCCAAGCGGCAAGGGUUUCGGAGACGACUUCGGCGAGAAACUUUGGGAUUCAUUCGAGAAUGGCAAGGCCCCUGCCGUGCCUGCCCAGGCUCCGACUUCUCCGCCUUUGAAAGCCCCGGCAUUCACCGGAUCAUUGCUCUCUCGUCCGUCGAAAGACAAGGAUGCGUUCUCCGGGUUGGGGCUGGGCAAUUCCAACGAUAAGCCUGCUCCAACACUAGGAGAAGCUCGGCUGCUCAGAACGGGACUCGCCAGUGCCAUGGGCAUGGGCACGAGUAUGGACUACAAAGACUACAAGCCUGGCCGACCUUCACCCUCUCCGCAUCUCAUACCGAAUCCUCCUGCUCUGAAACCAUCCAGCUCCGGCUCCUCAUGGCUGUCUCAGGCACCCUCCUCCAUGUCUAGGCCUGGAUCGGGACUGGGAGAUGGUGCCGAGUCGAGGUUCCCCACCCUCGAGGAGCUGGACAAAACCUUCAGCGGCCAACCCAAGUCACACUCGCAGCCACAGCCACAGCUGAGCCCGACCGCACCGAGUCUCCCUCCCCGUAAAGGUAGCGCUGACAUGCUCCGCUCGUCUCCUGUUCCCCUUGCGUCCUCAUCUGUAUCAUCACCCGUUCCGAACGAGCGGCCGCCCCUCAACAGGAAACACCGCAGUUCCCUGACCAUGCGACACGACUUUGAGGAGGUGCCGCCGCUUCCUCAGAGACCCAGUGCCUCGUCCUCCUCCGCCUUGUCUACCUCGCCCUCGAAGUUCCCGCCGCCACCGAAGGAUUGGUUGACGGGCGACGACGAUGGGGGACCCUCGCUGGGUCUGGGCUCCCACCACACACGGACAGCGACUGCGCCACCGAUGCGCUACAUGACCAGCUCCCCUGCAGCCUCCACCACCAAGUCUCCAGCACCGACACCGGUAAUGAAACAGUCGCCCAGCAAGCGGGCGUCGGUGGUCCUUGAGACGCUCCUCGUGAAACCCGUGGCAGAGCAAUCUGCGGCGAUCCAGCACCACCACCAACACCAUGCCGAGCCCGAGACGCCGAGUUCGCCGAGUGCGAGGGCGGCGAGGAUGUUUCCGUCGAUUGAUCUAUCGGAGGAGAAAUCGUCGAGUCAGAAGUGGACGGGGGUGGGAUUUGUGGAGAGGAGAGAGCGGGAGAGGGAACAGGAAAAGGAACGAGAACGAGAACGGGAACGGGAACGAGAGAGGGACAAGGAACGAGAAAGAGAGCGAGACAGAGACAGGGACAGAGACAGAGAACGGGAGCGGGAGAGAGAGAAGGAACGGGAACGGGAACGGGAACGAGAGCGAAACAAAGAACGGGAACGAGUUGGACGUCGGCACCAGAAGGACCUCGACUCCGCCUCCAGUGCUGACGAAGAAGGACCGGAAGAUCUGGGCGGAUUCAAGUCAAAACCAAGGCACAAGGGACGACAGGGCUCUGUCCACGAUCUGGUCGACCUGUACGGCGGCCCUGGCAAAGACCGAGUCACUCCCAGUCUUCUGGACGACAUCGCGCCUCGAAAGGAUCCGACCAAGGCCCAACGGAGGUCAUCACAGAUGCCCUCGGUCUCAGCCACAAGCUCAGCGGCAGCGCUGUCUCCGCCUGCGUCCGCAGCUGUUUCGCCGCAGACGCCGCGGUCAAGACCACAAUCCAUGUUCAUCUUCCCUUCAAAGUCGACUGAUUCGUCCUCGUCUGCCGUGAGUACAAACACCUUGGUGCCACCGGAAGAUCCGCGGGCCCGGACCGCCCAGAAUCGGCGGACCUCCAUUUCGGACAUGGUGCAAUUGUAUGAGGGUCUCAAGAUGCCGAACGGGCCCCGUCUUCCGAAUUCGAAUCCGAAUCCGAAUCUCCGACCCGGUGCUAGCCACCCCGUCCAGCGGCGCGUUUCGCCGAGCAGCCAGUCGAGUGAGCUGCCCUCCAGCCCGGCGCGGGCGGCAUUCACCCCCGACACGCCAGCCGAGACCCCGCGCGCCACUCGGUCCACGUUCCUCGAGACCCCCUCGCGCAAGACCACAGCCGAUGAGCGCUCGGCAUCGCCCGAGCGGCCGUACCAGGGUGUGGGGAAGCUGAUCGACCAAUGGCAGAAGAAAACGGCCGAGGCGGAGCGCUCGUCGUCUCCCGGCCCCGGAAAGAGACCGCCUGGGUUCGGGGGGAAGAGAGUUGGCGUCGUGGGAAAGUGAUUUACAUGUCGCAUAUUGUAGACAUACCAUACUGAUUGCACUACAUACUGGAAUUAACCAUGCAUUGGCCUGGAAUUAGUACCGAAGCUAUCUGGGGUUUGUGUCAUACAGGGUGAUAUGGUUGUGUCAACAAGAGGAAG